GGAUAAAUCCAAAAAAAAAAGCAGUCACAAAAUCUCUCGACGUGAACCAAUUCUAGUAGCUAUGUUGAACACUGAAGAAUCAUGCCAGAGCUAUAUCAAAAAUCACACCCCUUCUUCGAUAGCUCAACAAAUUCGACAAGAUCAAGAGUUAUGCCAAACGCAAGGGCUUCCUAGUCUUUUGGCUCUCUACCUUCCUCACGUCAAAUCUCCCUUGGGUGAACAAAUAGCAAAAGAGCUAUAUCCUAAAAAUGCGCCGGCUCGGUACUCGUAUUCUAUAGGAGCGGCUUUGUAUACUGGCAUAAUACAGGGGAUUCAAGCCUACCUACAUCAAAUGACCCCUCAAUCUAGGCAUGGAAGUCUUCCGGAUGCUCUAGGCGGUGCUGCUGAGAAUCCACCUUCGAUAGAAGAUGUUGAGACUGCACUUAGAGUACUUGACUUCUAUGUCAAGAGUCAGGAUGGCAGUCGUAUUGACGGAAAGACACCAUUAAACAGUGUAGUACAAGUGUUAAACCAGCGUCUGCGGAGCCCAUUUUCCACGGCGAGCGAAAAUGUAGCAAAGAGGAGAAGGAUAGAAAAAAAAUGCUACCUCUGUCACCUUCUGAUUACGAAUCCUCAUCCACAAUAUCCCGCUCUUUGCAAGCCCUGCGGAAGUUUCAAUCUCGCAUCAAGUAAUAUUUCACUGCCCGAAGCCCUGAAUCUGGACGGUAAAACGGCAUUGGUAACAGGAGGUCGAAUUAACCUUGGCUUCUAUACCGCAUUACGACUCCUUAGAUGUGGUGCUCGAGUAAUAGUGUCAUCUAGAUACCCACGAGACGCAGCGGUGAGAUAUUUAGCGGAGAGCGAUUCGGAAAAAUGGGUCAAGCGGCUGAGAGUCCUAGGAGCCGACUUCAGAGCAGCGAACGACGUCUUCCAUUUGAUUUCUGGAAUUAAGCAGGUACUAAGGCAUUGGAGUGUAGAUAGCACACCAAGACUUGACAUCCUUAUAAAUAAUGCAGCUCAAACCUGGACAGACUCGGUGAAAGAGGAAAGACGAGCCAUUGAAUGGGAGAAUCAGCUACGACUCGAGGAUAAUAAUUCUGGCAGCCUACUUCUUGAAACCAAUUACAAUGCUCGGAUCAGAGGCGGUGUUCAAAGUUUGAAUCUUUUAGCGUUCGAUACAGAACAAAAGCGUCUCAACGAGAUGUCUACCGAAGAGGCCGGAAUAAUCGGACGAACAGAAAACAUCACUUCAAUCCCAACAAUGAUGGAAGAUUCCAAGACCUCUUGGGUUCAAAGCUUACACGAAAUACCAUAUGAAGACGUCAUUUCCGCGCAUUCCGUCAAUACAUUCGUCCCCCUAAUCCUGAUCCGCGAGCUUCUUCCUCUCAUGGGUACUUCCCGUCCACAUCCAGUAGCGAAUGAUCGACUCAUCAAGCCUCUAGCCCACAUAAUCAACGUCUCAGCUCGCGAAGGAGUGUUUGAGUCUACGCCCACUAACCGUCACAAAAAUGGGUAUCAUGUCCACACGAAUCUCACGAAAGCCGCACUCAAUAUGCUGACAGAAACCGAAGCAGCAGCAGCAUGGCGAGAUCGAAAAGUAGCCAUGAAUAGUGUGGAUCCCGGAUAUUUGAGUGCAGCCAAAGAAGUGAUUGAGAAUAGGAAGAGGAAUGGUGGGUGGGAUGGGUGUCCAAUUGGAUGGGAUGAUGGUGCUGCGAGAGUACUUUGGAGUGUGGCUGUGGGGGAGAGCGGAAAAGGGGCUGUUUGGGGGAGGUUUUUGAAGGAUUUUAAAAAGGGAGAGGGGGAGGAGAGAAUCGUGAGAUGAAUGGGAGGCGUUCUCAGGAGGUGGAGGUGUUUGAGUGAUGUUACAUCUUGGAGAGUUUCGAGCUGUGUUUCAAUUAUGGUCGAAAAUUCUUUAUCCGAAGUUGUACGUCUCUACUAAGAAGCCUGGUUAAUUAUUAUUUGGGACUUCAGCUCCAAAGAUAUCACUGAAUAUAGAGAAACCUUCA
Molecule: messenger RNA, 1985 nt
Organism: Botrytis cinerea B05.10
Lineage: Eukaryota; Fungi; Ascomycota; Leotiomycetes; Helotiales; Sclerotiniaceae
Exons: 1
Coding region: 62-1801 (579 amino acids)
Source: RefSeq, a predicted model, not a curated record